Vigna unguiculata (cowpea) is the source of this 1901-nucleotide messenger RNA. Its product is annotated as L-ascorbate oxidase homolog. Gene Ontology annotation, molecular function: copper ion binding; oxidoreductase activity. NCBI's taxonomy places the organism in Eukaryota, Viridiplantae, Streptophyta, Magnoliopsida, Fabales, Fabaceae. The record is from RefSeq and is a predicted model, not a curated record.
GAUAGGAAAGGGUUGAAUAAAAAAGAAAAAAAAAAUGGGAAGGGUAUCAAGUUUGGUGAUUGGUUUGAUGGCAUGCCUGAUGGCAGCAUCAGUGCAUGGGGAAGACCCUUACGUCUUCUACACCUGGAACGUCACCUACGGCACUGUUGCACCAUUGGGUGUGGAACAACAGGGCAUCCUCAUCAACGGCCUGUUCCCAGGGCCAGAAAUCAACUGCACCAGCAACAACAACAUUGUCGUAAACGUCUUUAACUUCCUCGACGAGCCCCUCCUCUUCACCUGGAACGGUAUCCAACACAGGAAGAACUCAUGGCAAGAUGGCACCUUGGGAGCCCAAUGCCCCAUCCUCCCAGGUACCAACUACACCUACCACUUCCAAGUUAAGGACCAGAUCGGCAGCUACUUCUACUACCCCUCCAUCGGCAUGCACCGCGCCGUCGGAGGCUUCGGUGGUUUGAGGAUCUACAGCCGCCUUUUGAUCCCAGUGCCUUAUGCUGACCCCGCCGACGAGUUCUGGGUCCUCAUCGGUGACUGGUACGGCAAGACCCACCAGACCCUCAGGCAAUUCUUGGACAGUGGACGUAGCAUUGGCAGGCCCAGCGGAGUCCAUAUCAACGGCAAGAACGGUGGUCUUGAGCCCGCUUACACCAUGGAGCCCGGCAAGACAUACAAAUACAGAAUCUGCAAUGUGGGGACCAAGAACUCCCUCAACUUCAGAAUCCAAGGCCAUCCCUUGAAGCUCGUCGAGAUGGAAGGCUCACACGUUGUUCAGAACAUCUACAACUCCCUCGACGUUCACGUUGGACAGUGCUUCUCUGUCCUCGUAACCGCCGACCAGGAGCCCAAGGACUACUACAUGGUCGCCUCCACUCGCUUCACCAAGAAGACCCUCGGCGCCACCCGCAUCAUCCGUUACUCCAACGGUGUCGCUCCCGCCUCCCCUGAGCUUCCCCCAUCACCCGAAGGCUGGGCUUGGUCUCUCAAUCAGUUCCGCUCCUUCCGUUGGAACCUAACCGCUAGCGCCGCCAGGCCCAACCCUCAGGGCUCUUACCACUACGGCCAGAUCAAUAUCACUCGCACCAUCAAGCUCGUUAACACCCUCAGCAGGUCUGGUGGAAAACUCCGCUACGGACUCAAUGGUGUCUCCCACCUUGACAACGAAACCCCAUUCAAACUUGCUGAGUACUACGGUGUAAGCGACAAGGUUUUCCAGUACAACCUCAUCUCCGACGACCCCAAUUCUCUCAUCGGCGACCUCACCCUUGCUUCUAACGUCAUCACCGCCAACUUCCGUGACUUCAUCGAAGUCAUCUUCGAGAACCCCACAAAGGUUCCCCAGUCUUACAACUUGGAUGGCUACUCUUUCUUUGCCGUCGCCAUUGAGCCAGGGAAGUGGUCACCGGAGAAGAGGAAGAACUACAAUCUUCUGGAUGCUGUGAGCAGACACACCAUUCAGGUGUUCCCCAAGUCCUGGGCUGCUAUCAUGUUGACAUUCGACAACGCUGGUAUGUGGAACUUGAGGUCGGAGCUUGGCGAGAAUCGUUACCUUGGACAGCAGUUGUACGUUAGUGUUUUGUCUCCAAACAGGUCCCUCAGGGAUGAGUACAACCUUCCAGAUACCCAGCUUCUUUGCGGCAUAGUCAAGGAUAUGCCUAAGCCACCACCUUACUCUUCCUAAACUUGGUUUCUUCUUCAAUCAGAGCCACCUCGUCGAUCGCUUCAACACUUCAUCAUCACACUCUCCGAUCGAUCCACGACAUAUUCCUUCAUUAAUUAAUUAGCUCUUGUAGUUAAUUAAUUUCUAUCUUUGUGGUCACUGAUGUAUCAACCCUUUCCUAUAAUUCGAAAUCAAUUAUAUAUAUUCACACUCCUUCCUUCUGUAUCAAUCAUUCUCUCUACUU